Messenger RNA from Gaeumannomyces tritici R3-111a-1, 3040 nucleotides. Its product is annotated as vacuolar import and degradation protein 27. The coding region runs from base 271 to 2802 and encodes 843 amino acids. Lineage: Eukaryota; Fungi; Ascomycota; Sordariomycetes; Magnaporthales; Magnaporthaceae. The transcript has 2 exons. Gene Ontology annotation, cellular component: nucleus; cytoplasm. The record is from RefSeq and is a predicted model, not a curated record.
UGACGCAGCUCCAGCUGGAACCGUCAGGUGCGCGCCCGAGAAGCAAGGCCGUGCAGGCAGUUGCCGCCUCCAAAGCCUUUUUGAAGCUAGGCAGCUGCCCUUCCAGCACCAGCAGAGGCGCCCCAGACGAACAGCCCGCCAAGUACGAUGAGCAGCACGCCGAUAUAAACUCCAUCCCGCUCGCUUCCGCACCAACGCCGUCUAUCGUCGCUUCCCAAUCCGCAGCCAACUUGACUAGCAGACGAGUGCUUCCUGCACCUACUAGCGAAAAUGUUUUUGGUGCGAAAUGCCGCAAAGCUCAUCUUCGGCUCCAGCAGCCAGGAGUCGCUCUCCGAGUUGCCCCAGGGCCAACUCUACCUCGUCAGGCCGCUUUCCCCCAAAGGCUACUCGGAGCUCAUAUUCAAGGACGCCGCUGCUCGCAUCCGAAGAACGGGCCAAGAUUUCCAAUACCAGCUCGUCGUCCAGCGUGCCUACGAGGAAGGUGAGGCUGAGCUUCUGGCUGAGGAGGAAGGCGACGAAGCCGAGGAGGACGCCCUUGCCUCGGAACGCGACGAAAAGACGUUUCUUCUCGACGAGGCCCUUCACUUUCGAUUCGAGAACCGAGGCGGUGGCGGCGAGAAGGUUCUCUGUUGGCGCGACCUGAGCGGUGACGCAGGUGACGUCUACGAGUUCGUCUGCGACCGUACCGACACCUCGCCUGCCCAAGUCGACGCUUUCGUGCGCAUCGCUCGGCAGUGCCAGUACGAACGCAAAUACCGGAAACCCCAUACCACGGCGUCCGAGGACGAUCUACUCCAGUUCGAGUUCGACGAGCAGCCCAUCCCACCUGCCAGUCCUUUGCACGGCCCGACCUUGACCCGCUCAAUCGAAUCCUCAGACUCGAUGUUCUCAAGCAAGAACGUUCUGGCCAACACUCCGGUCAAGAGAUCGGCAGGAAAGGCAGCACCCGCAUCCCCGGUCGCCUCGUCCCCGGCGACAGCUCCCGCCUCCAGUCCGGUGGCCACUCCAUCAAAGAACAAGGGCAAGGCUAAGAGCACCCCCGCCCCAGCGGCACCUACCGAGCAGCCCGAGGCCAGGGAGAUCCUAGCUGCCGAACUUGGCGAGCUACACUUUUUCGAUUUUGUGUCUGGCUCUUUUCUGCUACAAGAUGCCUCUGUCAGGGCCGUGGUCUCGGAGACGGGAGACUGGCAGUACUGGCUGCAGAUAGCGAGCGAGGACCGGGACUGGGUGGGCAUCGACAUAUCUGGCGAUAUAAACCCAGUCUUUAACUUCGAGUUCCUGUCAUUCAUCUUCAACCAGUUCGUUGGCGAGGGACAGGCAUACUCAUGGCUCAUCCGCUUCAAAGACCAAGCCGCCAUGGAGCGUUUCCAAGAAGGUCUCCUUAGAGGCAUCUGGGAGAAGCUGAAUGAGACAAAGUGGGCCAAGAUGAAAGAGAAGGACCAAGACUACAUCACGGAUGCUUUCGCCGAGCUUGCCAUGGACGACAUUGAGGAAGACGAAGCGGCCGCACAACUCCAGCAAGAGGAGGAGGAGGCGGAGGAGUAUGAGGAGGAUGAGGAAGAAGACGACGCUCCUCGCAGCGAGCACUAUGACAGCGACGAGGAAGACGAUGAUGUUGACGUCAAGCCCAAGGACACGGCCGUCAACAAGUCUCUGGCGGUGGGUUACAAGCACGACCGGUCGUUUGUCGUGCGCGGCUCGCAGAUUGGCGUGUUCAAGCAUACGCCCAGCAACAAACUCGAGUUUUCGACAAACAUUUCCAAGGUCGAGACACCGGACGGCAAACUGUUCAGUCCAAAGAAGGUCAUGCUCCACAACGAGGAUCGCAACAUGAUUCUGCAAAACGAGGCGGACCCGAACAAGCUCUUCCGCAUGGACCUCGAGUACGGCAAGGUUGUGGACGAGUGGAAUGUGCAUGAAGACAUCCCCGUCGUGACCUUUGCCCCGGAGAACAAAUUCGCGCAGAUGACCCACGAGCCGACGUUCUUGGGAAUCUCCCGCAACGCUCUCUACCGCAUCGAUCCGCGUCUAGCGGGAACCAAGCUUGUGGACAGCCAGCUGAAGCAGUAUGUGAGCAAGAAUGACUUCUCGUCGGUCGCGACGACGGAGAAGGGCCACAUCGCGGUGGCGUCCAACAAAGGCGACAUUCGAUUGUUCGACCGUCUCGGUAUCAACGCCAAGACGCACAUCCCCGCCCUAGGCGAGCCCAUUAUCGGUCUCGACGUGUCGGCAGACGGCCGCUGGGUGCUGGGCACAUGCCGCACGUACCUGCUCCUGAUCGACGCGAUGCAAAAGGGCGGCAAAAACGAGGGCAAGCUCGGCUUCGAAAAGAGCUUCGCAGCGACGGACAAGCCGCAGCCGAGGAGACUGGCACUCCGGCCCGAGCACGUGGCUCAGUUUGCGCACGAGACGGGCAAGGGCGUCUCGAUGACGCCGGCCAAGUUCAACACGGGCUCUGGACAAGAGGAGACGCAGAUCAUCACGGCCACAGGCCCGUACGUGGUCGAGUGGAGUCUUAGGAAGGUGCUGGCGGGCUCCAAGGAGCCGUACAAGAUCCGCAGGUACUCUGACGACGUCAAGGCCGACGACUUCAAGUACGGGUCCGACAGGAACAUCAUCAUGGCGCUGCCGCACGAGGUCAACAUGGUCAGCAACAAGUCGCUCAAGCGGCCGACGCGCGAGAGCAUAGCCGGCGACGCCAUUCUCUCACUCGGUGGUGGGCGGCGGUCGUCAGCGCGCAUUGGCACGCGAGCGAGUGGGCGGUACAAGCUGGGCAAGGACGACAUUGUAGAGGAGUACUGAGGGUGCAAAGGGUGGGACACUCUGGUGCUAGGCCAGGAGUUGGGCUAUCAUGACAAGGGUUCGAGAUUGGGCAUGUUCUUUAGUUGUAGCGAUUUCGGUCUUUGCUUGAAUUUGCAAUGAUAGUUGUCCGUUGCGUAUUGAGGCGCUUUUUUCCCCCCAGAAGCACCGAGAGGAAUACAGACCGGGGGUAGGCGGGCGGGCGUGCACGCAACAAAGUUCUGCCCAGCCAGCCGGCAAG